Messenger RNA from Adineta steineri, 771 nucleotides. The record is from the annotation of a GenBank genome assembly. Lineage: Eukaryota; Metazoa; Rotifera; Eurotatoria; Adinetida; Adinetidae.
AUGGCUAAACAUCCAGUUGAAAUAUCAUUACCAGAAAAAAUUGUCAAACUAGCAAGUGGAAAUGAUUUUGUCUUGUUUCUUAGUGAAACAGGACAAGUUUAUUCAUGCGGUAAUGGAGAAACAGGUCAAUUAGGUCGACUUAAUCAUUAUGCAUGUGAAAAUGGUCGACGUGGUGGGAUCGAACGAUUAAUUACACCAGCACCUAUUCUUUAUAAUCGUUCAUCUAUUAAAGAAAAGAAAAUACUAUUUGAAGAUAUUUUCACAGGUGCACAUCAUUAUUUCUUAAAAGUACAAGGCCAACCUUAUAUACUUGCUGGUGGAUUAAAUAAUUUUCAUCAAAUCGGUUUACCAUCAACAGAUUCUGUCUUUUUUCCAACACAUAUACCAUCACUUGACGGUUAUCAAUGGAAAAAAUUUGCUGGUGGUCUACAUCAUACACUUGGUCUCACUACGACUGGUGAAGUUUAUGUGUUGGGACGUUGCCAUGAAGGUCAAUUAGGUAUUGAUGGUUUAACAACUCAUGUUGAUCAACCAACACUGAUUUCAAAUAUUCCAAAAGUUAUUGAUAUAGCUUGUGGAAAUCAUGUAUCAUUUAUAAUCGAUGAAACAGGCAAAGUCUAUUCAUUUGGUGCUGGUACAUCACUUCAACAUGGACAUGGAGAAGAUGAUAUAAAAAUUCCACGUAUAAUGUCAUCGAAAUUUAUGGAUAUUAAAAAAAUAGUUAAUGUAGCUGUUGGUGCUCAACAUACAAUUUUUCUCACUAAAGAAUAA